Eimeria maxima is the source of this 2097-nucleotide messenger RNA. RefSeq lists its product as hypothetical. Lineage: Eukaryota; Apicomplexa; Conoidasida; Eucoccidiorida; Eimeriidae. Bases 1 to 2097 code for a protein of 698 amino acids. The transcript has a single exon. The record is from RefSeq and is a predicted model, not a curated record.
AUGAUUCCGUCUACGAUCCCAGCACCGCAUCAGCAGAGAUACAAGAGAAUACCCACAAGAGGGAGCUUAUCAGGUACUUGUCCGGCGUAUGAAAGUGCAGUCUUGGCUGCUCUUGCUUCAGCAGCACCAGCGGCAGCAGCAGCAGUAGCAGCAACAGCAACAGCAGCAGAAGCGGCGGCAGCGCCAGCUGUAUCCCUAGCACCACCCAAUCAACUUCAUCGUGCAUGGCCAGCCCUUGAGCGGGAGGGAAGAAAAAUAGCAGCAAGUCUGCGGAUACACUUGAGCCCCCCCAUAAAACCCUCCCAAGGGUUUAUUGAACCUUCUCUUAGGGGCCCCCCUGCAUUCGCGGGUACUGAGGUUGCUCUAAAGACGCCAUGUGGGGGACCCUCCAAGGAGCCGUCCUCUUGGGUUCAGGGAAAGCUCUGUAGGGAGGCCUCUGUGGGGGCCCCCUUAGCUGGGGGCCCCCUGCGAGGGGCCCCUGUGGGGGGGCAGUGCAACCGCCUGGGGGUGCGCUGGCAGCAGGUGAUGGGCAGGAAAGCGCUGGAGGUUGAGCUUCUGAUCCCGAGUUCUUCAGAGAAGAAUCACAGGCAUCGUGUUUACCUACGCUUCAUGCAGAAGCAGCAGCUGCAACAGCAGCAGCAGCAGCAGCAGCAGCCUUCGCAACAGGAUUUGGAUCAUGGGUGCUGCUGCGGGCUACACAGAUCAUAUGGCAUCUGCCAGCAUGUGGCGGCGCUGCUGCUGCUGCUUUCCCUCACAAAUGUGAGCAGUGGCGAGGAUCCUGCUGCAGCUGAUGCUGCUGCUGCUACUACUGCUGCUGCCAAUCUACCUGCACCAACAGCAGCGGGUCUUGCUGCAGUGGAUUCAGCCGCCGCUCCCACAGGAGAAGCUACACGCUACCCGGGCAUUGGUUCGGCACCAGCAGCAGCAGCAGCAGCUGCUGCUGCUGCUGCUAUUGUUGAUGCCGCUGCUGCUGCCGGAUCCCCUUCAGGUUCAACGUUACCGCCAACGCAGCCGCUGCUUUCGUGGUCGUCCUCCACAGAUCGAAUUUCCCUUAGCCUAUUAGAGGCAGCAGCAGCAGCAACAGCAGCAGCAGAAGCAGCAGAAGUACGAGCGCAAUUCUGCUUAUCGGGAGCACGAGCAGCAGCAGCACUGCCAGGCGAAGGGUACGGGGUACCAGAGCGAUAUCAGCCUCUUGCUGCUGGCAGUGCAGCAGCAGCAGUCGAAUCUGCUGCUGCUGCACUCUCAGCUGCAGCACAAGAAGCUGAAUUUAACAGAGCAAAGGAGGAUGUUGCUGCUGCUGCCUCGUGUCUUUUCCCUUAUGAGCCCCCUAGUGAUUUAGAAACAAGCGCUACGAAAGCAGCUGCAGCACAAGCAGCACCAGAAACAGCAGCAGCAGCAGCAGCAAAUGUGGCAGCAGCAGCAGCAGCAGGAACAACGCCAGCAGCAGCAGCCGCUGAAAUGGAGGGGUACGAGUCUGACAAAUGCUCAGUAGAUGAAAUUGAGAGUGACUGUAACGACCGUCAGCCUCAUACGAGCAGCAGCAACAUGAGCAGCAGACGCAGCAACAGCAGCAGCAAUAGCAGCAGCUGCUGCUGCGGUGGUCUAAGCGUCUGGAGCGUUCUUACGAGGCAGCAUGCAUUAGGGAAGGCAGCAGCUACACCCAUUGCCCACCGCCGCAGCAGCUGGCUGUCAAAGAGCGACAGCAACUGCAGCAACUGCAGCAGCAACUGCAGCAGCAACUGCAACAGCAGUAGCAAGAGACGCAGAAGCAGCAGCAGCAGAUACACACCAGGCAUGCUGUCUAGCCCAUUUGCAUGCAAACACCAACCACGGAAGCUAAAGACUCGCCACUCCCUUACAGAUAUCCCCACAGCGCAGACAGAACCGCAGCAGGAGCUUGAAGAGCAGCAGCAGCAGCAGCAGCAGCAGCUGCAGCAGCAGCUGCAGCAGCAGCUUCAGCAGCAGCAGCAAGCUGCGCGGUGCGCUUACCGCAGGGUGUCAGAUAGUUUUCAGUAUAACAACAGGGGAAUGGUGGGGGGCCCACAGGGGCAGCAGCAACCAGAUGCUCCCUGGUACUAUCCAAACCCUAAACCCUAA